Messenger RNA from Stylophora pistillata, 1970 nucleotides. RefSeq lists its product as uncharacterized. The record is from RefSeq and is a predicted model, not a curated record. NCBI's taxonomy places the organism in Eukaryota, Metazoa, Cnidaria, Anthozoa, Scleractinia, Pocilloporidae.
GACUCAGUUGAAACUUCAGGGACUAGAUCAUUAACAUGAUACGAUUGCAUGUUAAAGACGCAAGGCAAACCCUCAACAUUGCCAUCAUUUAUAAUCAGAUUUUACAUUUACAUCCAAGGAGAAGAGAAUCGUAUUUUCCAAAAAGUGUCUCAUCUAUUUUCCAAACAGAAUAGAUGGAUAAAAUUUGCAGAAAUUACAUUGGAAAGCUGUACCGAUAGUAGGAAAAAAGGUUGAGAAGUUCUGGAAAAUAAUUGUGCAACUUUACGUCAUACCUGGGGUCAAAUGUUGUCACCAUGCUUCCGGUAAGUUUAUGAGAAGUCCGUGGUUAAUCUAUGCCUUCAGUUCGGACUAUUUCGUGGUUAUAUACCUCGGAGUUGUCAAGGUCAGGUGAUUGGAUACUAUCGCAAGUCAUAGCAAUCGAGAUAACAAGGGCGGGGUGGAAAUUAAAGCACAAGGAUGGACCGGACACAAAGUUAUCCCCCUCCGAUAGAGUGCCGAAGUGUGACGUCAUGUUACCAUGGUAGCAUUUUUGCUGGAUCUAAACACUAUUUGGCGUCUUUCGUUACAUCUCAUCAUAAAAUGGGCCAAUGCUUCGUUCCCGACUGCAAUCAUCAGUCAGAAAGUCACAAUUGCAGCUUUUACCGUUUCCCCAAAGAUCCUGCUCAAAGAAGAAAAUGGAUUUCUCUAAUAAGACGAGCUGAUCGUGAACCUGGCAAAGGCGCUCGAGUUUGUAGUUGUCAUUUCCGAGGAAGUAAAGAAGAAGGCCCCGAGGUCUUUUCCUGGAAUAAAGACAAACUAUUUGAAUCUCGAAAUGCUCCAAAAAGGAAAAAGCAAAGAACUGAAGUCCCAGAGACAACGACUAUCGAGCAGAUCCUUUCAGAAUCUUCGACGAAGAGCAACCAGAACGAGCCUUGCGAGCUCAGUUGCGAGGAGAUGCAAAUGAAAUGCACUACUUUGCAGACUGAAAAUAUCCUGCUACAAGCAGAGCUAGGGACAUUAAAGACCCAAGUAUCCGAGUUGAAAGAAAAAGAAAGCUACUUAAAAAGAAACUACAGCUCUUUUAACAUGGAUUCAAAGGUAAUCAACAUGGAAACUGGCCUCCCAAACAAAGAAAUGUUCCACAUUGUUGUCGAAUAUGCCGAAAGAUACCGCAACGAUAUUGUUUACGUGUGUGGCUGGAAAGUAGACAAGAUAUCUUUUGAAGAUCAAAUAUUGAUAACAUUGAUGAAGAUUAGACAUAAUUAUCAUAACUUACAUUUAGCUGAACUUUUUAGUUGCAGUACUGCUACAAUAGCGAAUAUUGUGACAACAUUUAUCCAUGUUUUGCACCAAAUUCUAUAUGAAGAUCAAAUGGAGAUAGCUGUUCCAUCCAGACAAAAAAACAAAACUUCACUUCCAGGCUCAUUUAGCUUAUUUGGAGACUGUCGUAUGGUAAUAGAUUGCACCGAUAUCGAGGUUGCUACACCUAAGCUUAUGAGUGACCAAAAAUUGACAUAUUCAACGUACAGGGGUAUGAAUUCUUUUAAGACAAUUGUUGGUGUGGCACCCAACGCGGUUAUAACUUAUGUAAGUAAACUUUUCCCUGGCUCAGUAUCAGAUAAAGUAACGGUUCAAAAGUCAGGAAUAUUAAAGCAUUUUGUUGCUGGGGAUAUUAUACUUGCGGAUAAAGGGUUUUUGAUAAAUGAUAUUGUUCCUAAUGGUGUAUAUGUGAACAUUCCCCCAUUCUUGAACAAUGGAAAAUUUACAGAAAGUGAAGUUAAGUUAACAAAGAGCAUUGCAAAAUGUCGUAUACACGUAGAACGUGCUAAUGCUAGAUUGAAGAACUAUAAAAUUUUAAAUUUUGUGCCACCAUACUUGCGAUCCCUCUCUGGUAAGAUUAUACAGCUAUGUGGUGCUUUAGUUAAUUUACAAAACCCAUUAAUUAAGGAAACCAAUGACACUGUUGACUUUGAUUAGUCAUUUUAAUUGAA